This is a messenger RNA of Tarenaya hassleriana, 2276 nucleotides long. Its product is annotated as octanoyltransferase. NCBI's taxonomy places the organism in Eukaryota, Viridiplantae, Streptophyta, Magnoliopsida, Brassicales, Cleomaceae. The record is from RefSeq and is a predicted model, not a curated record. Gene Ontology annotation, molecular function: lipoyl(octanoyl) transferase activity. The transcript is spliced from 3 exons. Gene Ontology annotation, cellular component: mitochondrion. Gene Ontology annotation, biological process: protein lipoylation. The coding region runs from base 67 to 984 and encodes 305 amino acids.
UGGCCCAAAACGAUUCGUCCAGGCUCGAAAUCUCGUCUUCUUCGCCCGGUGAUUGCCGGAGAAGAAAUGUGGGCGAUUCAGAGGGCAAUUUUCAGGAGAAUCCAUGGAACAGUUGAUGUUACUGUUCCAAAACUCUCAAGCUUCUCUGUAGUGUCUCCCAAGAACGUGGAGGUGGAGUAUGCAGAUGGGAGCAAGUUCAAUUUUUCCGCUGAGUUUCAGAGGAUCCACAGUCCAGCUGCUGACGGCAAGGUCAGAUCAAUUGGAGGCGAGAAGGGAAUGAGAAUUCCAAGAAUCCUGGAGGUCUGGAAGCUAGGCUCUGUCAACUAUGUAGAAUCACUUAAACUUCAGGAGAGGCUAGUCACCGAGAGAAAAGCUCAUCGAAUUCCAGAUACCUUGCUCUCACUUCAACACCCACCAACUUAUACUCUCGGAAAACGUCGAACAGAUCACAAUCUGUUGAUCCCUGAAUCUGAACUCACAAAGAUUGGAGCUGAACUUCAUUAUACCCAGAGGGGAGGAGAUAUCACCUUCCAUGGCCCUAGUCAAGCCAUCUUAUAUCCUAUCAUUUCCUUACGUGAUAUGGGAAUCGGUGCUAGGAGUUAUGUAGAGAGAUUGGAGUCCUCUAUGAUUGAGUUGGCAUCUAUCUAUGGUGUGAAAGCUCGUGCAGGACAUAAGGGAGAGACAGGGGUUUGGGUCGGGGACCAAAAGAUCGGUGCCAUUGGGGUUCGGAUAUCUUAUGGGAUCACAUCUCAUGGUUUGGCCUUCAACAUCAAUCCCGAUUUGAGUUAUUUUAAGCACAUUGUGCCUUGUGGCAUUGCUGAUAAAGAGGUGACAUCUCUAAGAAGGGAGACAGGUACCGUGCUUCCUGCCGAUGAAGUAAUUCAUGAGCAGCUAGUCUCUCGUUUUGCUAAACUGUUUGAUUAUGAUGAAGUUAUGUGGAAAGAUAGUCCUUCAAUAUUGCUGGAUAACCUGCAGAGGGAAUAGUUAAGUCACUCUUCUGACCAAGAUGUUUGUGAAGUGUUGUACUUGUUUCUGUGUUUUCGUAACAUAUGUGAAAGAUUCUUGUUUUUUGUCGCUUAUCUUGCGCAUGAGAUCGAAUCAAUGCUUAUGUUAGUGUAUAAAUUAGCUUUAGUUGUAGAUUAUACUUUUUACCGAAACAUAAUUAAAAAAGGAACAUGUUAAUCUCUCUUAAGAGUUAGAUAUAGGACUUUACCCUGUUCUCUUAAUACCAGAGGUGGAUUCUAGAGGUGCAUUGACAAAGUAAAUUUGUAAGUCUGAUGCAAUGAUCUGGUUUGACCAAGGUCUUAAUCUUGAGCAGUCCCUACACAAUCUUUGCUUGAACCGUGUUCUUGGAUCGCUUCUACUGAAACUGUAUAUAAAAUGUGAAUAUGCUUGUAGUAUUGAAUUACCACGCUGCCAUAAUCCAAGUUCUUUGUGCUGAUUGUUCUUUGGAUCUCUGAGGAACAUAAUAGCUAUCUUAUAAGAGACCUUUCAGAUCUGUGUAAACUCUGACAUAUCUGGUCUGUCCUCACAAGCCAGCUAUUGUUGUCUGAAUGCUUAGAACAUGUGAUGGAUUAGGAAGUAACUCGUGCUAAGUUGCCUUAUUGUAUUUGACUAUAGAAACCAAGCAACUGAUACCCACAUGGAGAGGUGUGUCAUCCCACUAAUCCAGUUUCGAGAGGAGUUAAGUAUUUCAGUUAACUAUGGUAUUGAAAUGUAAGAUCUACCCACAAAAGAAAGAGUCCUCUGUAGUUCUGUUCUUUUCUCAACUCUCAAGUAGAUAGAUAAGUCAGUACUCAUGGGAGGCAAGAGCAGAGCUUUGGCUGUUCCCUUUGCCUUGCUGAUUUUUCAGGUUCUAAUGUUGUCUCUUCAAGCUUGUCACCAUUGCGAGAGCCGGAUGAUUGGAGGGUAUCGACACAGGAAGACAUUGGUUUAUGUUGCUUUCCUAGCUUCUGAGACACAAGGUUCUGUCAGAGGCGGCGCUGAAGAUGCCCGGAAGAAAGUGGAGGCUGGUCUGAAGACGGCACCAGCAAGCAGUUCGAAUCCAACACACAACAAUAAAAGCACCAAACUGCUACCCUGAAUAUCACUAUGGCGAGAAAGAUGAGCCGGGAUCUUCUUUUUUUGAAUCAUUUUUUUAUUUUAUCAGACGAAUUUGCAGGUUCUUUGAUUCUCUAGAAAGCUGUGUAGCUCAGUGCAGAUCUGGAUAUGGAUCUGGAUCUUGUCCUGUACAGAAAGUCUUCAUCUUUAAUGUAAUGCCCCCAUUGUUUAUGUCA